This is a messenger RNA of Etheostoma cragini (Arkansas darter), 3293 nucleotides long. RefSeq names its product protein sel-1 homolog 3. Gene Ontology annotation, molecular function: protein binding. Lineage: Eukaryota; Metazoa; Chordata; Actinopteri; Perciformes; Percidae. The record is from RefSeq and is a predicted model, not a curated record.
CAUCAGUGAGGUGAGGCAGGAUGAGGACCGGAUCUCGAGGUUUCUUGUUUCUUUGCAGCCCGAUAAUCUUUAAUGGAGAGAUUAAUGAAAGCACUUUAUAAACCAUGGGUUUCCAUACACUACAAAUGCCUCUGUGUGUUUGGUCUCAGCAUGCAGAUCAUUUGGGGUUUAGACGAGGUGACACUCCUGAAUCCUCCAGAGGAGCCUCUGCCUGACCAUCUUUUGGAAAUACUUUACUCUUGUGAUGAACCUGCUACAGUACAACUGGACUGCAUUGUAUCUUUUGAAACUGGCAUCACUUCCACACUCCUGCUGAAACAGUGGAGCUGUGUCCCUGGUAACCCUAAAAUAAUGACUCUGGAGCUGAUUCUGCCGGAUUGGUUGGUGUAUCAAGCUGAUGGGAUUAUUCCAGACUCCCAGUGGGUGCUGAGUUGUAUCCUCCUAGCGACAGUAAGAUACAGUGGAUUUGAGAGGCCUGUUGCAGCCCAGGAUGUGGCAACUUUGCAGCCUAAACCUUAUUUAAGUCGACCUGUAAAACAGCAUAAACUGUGCAUUUCCUGGAGUACACAAAUGAUGCAAUUAACUCAACAGUUUUCAAAGAAACAAUGCCCUUUGGAGCAAGAAACGGUGCAUUUGCUGUCUUCAAUGUAUGCUUCAACUGGAGAAAGCUUUGGUAUCACAAAGACACUGGACCCUUAUAGCAACGAGUUUCUGGAGUAUUUGCGAGUUAAAGCCAUCUCUUUUCCAUGGUGUAUGUUCUCCAUCUGGAUAUUUGUGACCAGACACUGCAAGGACAACCUGUGUGGUGUGUUUUACCAUAUAGACCGGCAUAAUAACUAUAUCACACCAACACUGUUAAUCAAAAAAUCAGGGCAGCUACACGUCCAGAUGGUUGGCGUGUCUGGGGAAUCCUCUGCAUUUGUUUCCCCAUUCAAGGUGCCUUUAAGUGAGUGGUGCCAAAUCAGUGUGAUGUUGCAGGGUAGAAUGGUGACUGUCUCCAUGGUGUGCAUGAAUAAGGAGCAGAGAAGCCUUCAUUCAAUAGAACACGUGAUGGGGCGUAAUGUGAAGCUGGAUGACACAGAGGGAUACUUUGUCAUUGGCGGAGGGAAAUUCAUACAAGGUGUGGAAGGUUAUUUUGGGCCACUGGUUUACUACCGCAACAGGAUAUCACCUCACAGCACGCCUGAAGUUUUCGUUCCAGAUGUUAUCAGGAACGUGAACCUGACUGGAUGGCUGCAGACCUGUCAAGAAUUUCAUCUCGAGAUGAAUGUUAAAAUCCGUGGCUAUUCUCUCAAGGCCAAACAGGAGACAGAGUCUGAGAUCUGUUUCGAUGCUUUCCAUGAGUGGAUGGAAAAGGACAGACUACCAUCAAAGUCACAGUGUGAGGUGUGGGAGGUGACUGUCCCUCAUAGAAGACAAGCUGCAAAAUUGGCCAAGUUAUUGGUUUUCAAACAUGGAGAAAGAAGGGCUAGGCUGCCAGCUGUGGGCCGAGCGCUGUACUCCUUAUCACUUCAUAAGCUGAGCAGAGCGAGCAGCACUGGUGUGGUCAGCAGAAUAUUACCACUGCUGCUCCAAGCUGGCUGCUUAGCUGAUAACCGAGCUCUGCACAUGGCCUCAGUCCUCUACAGCGCUGGGCUGGGAGUCAAGGAACAGCCCAAUAAGGCUUGGCUCCUGGCCCUGCUGGCAGCCCAAAAGGAUGAUCGAUUAGCACUUCUGCACCUUGGGCACCUGCACCACCAGGGUCUCCAUGGCCUCCCCACAGACCCAGACCUGGCCUAUGCAUAUUAUGCAAACAUUGCUAAACAGACAACUUUAGAUCGUCACAAUCACACACCAGAGCAGACAUUUGUUGAGGCUGUUUACUUAAACAAUGAUGAGAUGUUGAAUCUCCAGACCAGUGAACACCAUCAUAUCUUCCAAUGGCUGAAACUGCAGGCACGCAGAGGAGCAGCUGAAGCAGAGCAAGCGGUUGCCCGCAUGCUGUACUGGGGUCAGCAGGGAGUGUCCCCAGACGUCCAGAAGGCUGCGAGACACUACGAAAGGGGAGCUGUCCAGUGGAAGGAACCAGUGUCAAUGUAUGACUACGGAAUAGUCCUAUUGCAGGGGCAUGGUGUUGAAAAGGACAUCCCAAAAGCUCUCACUUUUCUGAACAAAGCAAUGGACAAGGGUUUUGUUCCUGCAAUCAAUGCCCUGGCCUGGUACUAUGAACACUUUGAGCAGGACUACGAGCAGGCGGUGCAGCUCUGGGAGAAGGCUGAUCUCCGUGAGUGUCCAGAAGCUGCUUUCAAUCUCGGUGUCAUGUACUCACAGGGUCUAUAUCCAGGAAAAGCUGCUGACCAGUUUAUGGCCUACCAGUACUACCUGAGGGCUGCAGAGAGAGGGCACAUCAGUGGAGCAGUUCACAUGGCAAGCAUCUGGACCACUGGGAUACCUGGCCACGUCAAAAGACAUCCAUCAAAUGCUGUUUUGUGGGUAAAGUGGGCAGCUGAGCACAAUGGAUACCUGGGCAGCAUCUUGCGGAAGGCCUUGGAUUCCUAUCUCAAGAGUGACAUGUUCAGCUCACUGUUAUACUACAUAAUGGCUGCUGAGUCUGGGUAUUCACCCGCCCAAUUCAAUGUGGCAUAUCUAUGUGAUCAACAAAUGUCAGGUUUUCUGGAUCCUGCUUCUGCAUCAAACUGUAUGUGGAGGUAUUACAACCUUACAAUCCAGAGUCAAAAUCCUAACACUUAUGCCUUGAUUAGGAUGGGUGACCUGUUGUACGAGGGGCAGGGUGACGGGCGGUUUUCUUCAGCAGAAAUGUACACACAGGCAGCAGUAAGGAACGAACCACAGGGAUGGUACAACCUCGGCCUCCUUGCUGAGGAGGGUUACAAGCUGCCGCUGUCAGUAUUGUCUAAACUUGGCCUUUCAGAGCUGUACCUGGCCAACAACAGUUUGCUCGUAAGCACUUUGUACAAAAGAUGCAAAGACUCAGAAGAUACAGAUUCGUACUUGCCUUGCAGCCUCGCCCUCUUCAAUGUGUAUCUUCAGUCAUUCCAAAAGGACUAUAGUGCUGCUAUUAAGCUCUCCACUGCAGUUGCCGUGGUUGCAGCUCCAACGAUAUUCUUAAUCAUCCUUGGUGUGUUCAGGAGACCUGUACCGUCCCCCAACUAGAACCAAUAUUAUUUUAUCAUCAUUGUCAGUGCAACAAUCUCUGGAACUAAACUGCAAAGUCAACCUGCACAGCAACAGCAUUUACUAUGGGAUUGCUGUAAAGAUUAUUAUAAAAAAUACAUGUCUGGAAUGUUUUGGGG